UAAAAUUUAAUUAAUUAAGUAAGUAAGAUAGUUUUAUCAAAAGUUGAUAGGAAUUUUAACGCUUAAAUGGAUGUUAGAAAGCCUAUUAUUGAUAACUUCUCUCACCAUGGCAAGUUUUUUGAUUGCGUAAAUUCUAGCAGAAACCAAUCCAAUUUAAGAUAAAUUAAUGUACUUUAAGAGAUACAAAAGCAGUCUCUGGCAUAGUCGAAAUAUCAAAAGCUCUUAGAAAACAUUAAAUCAAAGACAAUAAAUGAAAUUUUAGAUCAAAAUAAAUCAACUGACUAAGAAUUAACAAAAGAAGUUCAUAAUUAUUAUGCAGAAAUGUAAAAAAUAUUUCCUAGAGCUAUCAAUAAAAAUAGAAUUAGUUCAUUCGAUAAAGGAGCACUGUCACGCUCAAUCGAAGAAAACGAAUAUAAAAAAUAAUAAAAAUGUGGUUAAUCUAAUUAAUAGUCAGUUUUGAAUGAAUCAUAGGUAGGAAAAAGCAAAAAUAUUAGCAAAUAAAAAAGCUUUCUUAACGAUUACAAAUCUAGUCAAUAAACACUAACCAAAUCAUCAAAAAAAGAUGAAUAGUAACACUCAAAAGUUAAGUUUAGUAUAGAUAAUUAAAUAGAUUCUAUAAAAAUAAAAAACAAUUAAAAAAACAAAAAGGGCUAAAAAAGAUCUAUUUUUCAUAUUUUAAGUGACUCUGAUGACUAACUAAGUUAAUCCUCAGAUAGAGGUAAAUUUGUGAGUGAAGAAUAUGCAGCAAGCAAAUAAGUUUUUUCUGUUAAUCCUAGUUAAUAAUAAGAUGAAGAAAGUAGAUAAACUAUUGAUAAAGUCUGUUAAUCAGAUUUAUCAAAUUUAAAUUCAGAUAUUUAAGUCCAAUAUAAAAGACACUCUAUAAUUAAAACACCUACAAAGAAUAAUCAUUUUACUCCGAAAUCUAACAAUUUUACUUAUUCUAAUGACAAUAAUUUUAUUUCAAAAGAUAGCAAUUUAAACUUAAAAGAUAACAAUCUUAAUUAAAAUGAUAGUAAUUGUAUAAAAAAUCAUAGAAAAAUAUUGUAAACUGAACCAGAGAAUUCACCUAAUGCUUAUAAUAUACAUACGGAUUUAUCCUCGUUAUAUGAUGUAAGUGAAAAAGGUUUAAAUUUAAAUAUUUAAAAAAGAUUCAAUUAAAAAUACAAACCAAUAAAUUCUUCUCUGAAUGGAUUAUAAAUAAUUAAAAAUAAUAGUGGAUUUGCUUGUAAAUAUCAAGCAAAUCUCAAAAAUACAUAAAUCCUUGAACCUUUAAAUAUUUCUGAGAAACAAAAUAAAUCAUUCUGCUCUAAAUUAGAAGAAGAUUCAUCUGCUAACAAUAGUUUAUUUGAUUAGAGAAACCAGAAAUACAAUAGAGAUUUUAAUUCUCGAAAUAGUUCAAGCUUUUCGAUAAAUUAUGAUAAUGGAGAAACUUCACUAGAAAAGAAAUCUAAAUUUUAAACACUUUAGUAAACUUAAAAGUAAAAUAAAACAGAAUUUUAUUAUGGCUGUAUAACUCCUAUUAAUAACUAAAAUAAAUUAAAUUAAUUACCAAACUCUUAGCAGAAACGAUAAAAGAGCAGCUCAAAUGAAUCCAGGUUAUAUCAUUUUGAUUUCAUUAAAUAGGAUUUAUCACCCACUAUGCAUAAAGAAAAAAAAUCUCUUAGAAUAAUAUAAAGGCUUUUUGAGCAAUCUCAAGAAAUUUAAAAAGUUUAUAAAAACACAGAAAAUAAAAUAAGUAAAAUACAACACUGCAUCUAUGACAACUUGUAAAAAACUUUAGAAACAAUGGAAGAUGACACAGUUUAAUUAAAUUAGAUUGACGAACCAGAAGAUAAUUACUAAUAAUUGCUUAUCCACACUGGGCUAACAUCUAAUUAAGAAAACAUUGAUAAAUUCAAGGUUGAAUUGAAAAAAAAUUAAAGUUAAGUCCUCUAAGAAGCAAGUAAUAGAAAUAUGUAAAAAUUAAAGAAAGGUAACUCAAAUAACAACUAGCAAAACUAAGUAAAAAAAGAGUUCCCUGUAUAAAAAAUGCCAUAUUCUAUGAAUAAAAGUGGAAAAUUUUAGGCUUUAGUUUAAUUAAACAACAUCAAUCUUGUGUGA
Molecule: messenger RNA, 2100 nt
Organism: Tetrahymena thermophila SB210
Lineage: Eukaryota; Ciliophora; Oligohymenophorea; Hymenostomatida; Tetrahymenidae
Exons: 3
Source: RefSeq, a predicted model, not a curated record